GAGCGGGCGGCGGCGGAGGAGGAGGAGGGGGAGGCGGCGGCGGCUGCAGCAUCCAGAGCUGGCCGCGGCGGCCGGCGCGCCCCGCGCACAAAGGCGCCCAGCCCCUGGGGAAGGCGAUGAGCACACCGCAGCCUGGGCCAGGACCCCAGCUCCAACUACCGAGACGUGCGCCCAGGGCGCCGGGGAAGACGCAGGGCGCGCCAGGGGCCAGCGGCCGAGGCGCGGGCCGUGAGCCCUGAGCCCUGAGCUCGGGACUCGCCGCCCUCCGGGUCAGGCGCGGAGCUUCGGAACGGCUAGCGCGCGGGCCUUGGCGCGUCCCCGGAAUCCGCGCAGGAAGGCACUGCCCCACUCCCACCCGACCUCUCGCGCCCUCCCGCCGCGCCCGAGCGCCAACUUCCCCAAGAACGCUCCAACUCCAGGCCACCCUGCCGGGCAGAGGGGGCGCUGCUGCUGGGCACCGGCCGUGAGGACGCGCCCCUGGCCCUGGGGAGCCAGCCGGCAUCUUCGAGGUUCCUCGGGCGCCCCUGAGUGGGCGGCGGCGGCGGCGGCAGACGCCUCUUCAGGGAGUGCAGGACCUGCCAGCGCUGGCGAUUCCUCCCGGCAGGCGCUCGCCCUCUCUUUUAUGGAGCUUGGGCCCCUGCCCCAGCCCGGUAGAGGCUGUGGAGGUGUACGGUCCAGAAGCCUGGUACCCAGCCCGGCGGCCCAUCCCUGGCUGUGGGGAGCGGAAGCUCCCACGAGGUAGCGGUGGCCUGCAGCGGCCCCCUCCCGGCAGCGAGCCAUGGGCCAGAAGCUCUCGGGGAGCCUCAAGUCGGUGGAGGUGCGAGAGCCGGCGCUGCGGCCGGCCAAGCGGGAGCUACAGGGAGCGGAGCCGGGGCGGCCAGCGCGGCUGGACCAGCUGUUGGACAUGCCUGCGGCGGGGCCGGCGGUGCAGCUGCGGCACGCGUGGAACCCUGAGGACCGCUCGCUCAAUGUCUUCGUCAAGGAUGACGACCGGCUCACCUUCCACCGGCACCCGGUGGCCCAGAGCACCGACGGCAUCCGCGGCAAGGUGGGCCACGCCCGGGGCCUGCACGCCUGGCAGAUCAACUGGCCGGCGCGGCAGCGUGGCACCCACGCCGUAGUGGGGGUGGCCACGGCCCGAGCCCCCCUGCACUCCGUGGGCUACACGGCACUGGUGGGCAGUGACGCGGAGUCGUGGGGCUGGGACCUGGGCCGCAGCCGCCUCUACCACGACGGCAAGAACAGGCCGGGAGUGGCCUACCCCGCCUUCCUGGGGCCGGAGGAGGCCUUCGCGCUGCCGGACUCGCUGCUCGUGGUGCUGGACAUGGACGAGGGCACGCUCAGCUUCGUGGUGGACGGCCAGUAUCUGGGCGUGGCCUUCCGCGGCCUCAAGGGCAAGAAGCUGUACCCGGUGGUGAGUGCGGUGUGGGGCCACUGCGAAGUCACCAUGCGCUACAUCAACGGCCUUGACCCUGAGCCCCUGCCGCUGAUGGACCUGUGCCGGAGAUCCAUCCGCUUGGCCCUGGGCCGCCAGCGCCUACGGGACAUCGGCUCCCUGCCCCUGCCUCAAUCUCUCAAAAACUAUCUGCAGUACCAGUGAGGCUGAGGAGCAGCAGUGGGGACCCACACACAGCAGGGCCUGGGCCUGUCAUUUCACGGUCACACAGUACAUUCAGGAAGGCGUCCUCCUCCUCGCCCCAGAGCGCCAGGACACUCCGUUCUUGGAAAGGACCAGGACGCGUUCCCAACGUUGAAAGUGAAAUGUCCCUUGCCAACAGUAUUUGCCACCCUGGAGGCAGCCCUCCUAAGUCAGGCGCCUCCUUGGGAGCCAUGAGGAGCCCAGAGCCUGCGCCCAGCGGAGAUCCUGCCCCCCCGACCAAGAAGACACAGCAGCCCCGGUACUGAUCAGAGAGCGUGUCUCCUUAUUCACGAGAAUGAAUGAAACAUUUGGGCGGGAGGCUCGCUGUGGUGUGCCCGGGUGCAGACAGGGCCGGGGAAGACUGGCCAGCUCGGGGAGGAAAGUGUGGCCGAAUGAUGAAGGACGAAAGCAGCUUGGUGCCGACGCCCUCUUGACACCUCGGGACUUUGUGCUCCAUUGAAAGACUGUUACCCAGGGAUGCCUGAUGACAGAAUUGGCAAGUGGACAAAGCCGUGUGUAGACCCCUUCCAGCUUACCUCCUUGCACAUUGUUUACUUACCCUUUCACGUGCCCUCUGUCCCCACCGCUGACCCACAGUUCCCUGGCUACCCCGGGCACCUCUCUUCGGGGAAGCUGAGUCUGACUAAUUCACCCCGGGGACAGAGUGUAGCCUUGAUUAUUAUUAUCUUACAUCUGGUGGCAUUUUAAAAGAGGAAUGUGGUGAGGGCAGUACGUAGUCCAAAGGUGCUAAUGGGGGAAGUGGGGGCAUCGUGACACCCGAGUGGAUGAUGGCCUCAGGCUGGGGAGCCUUCCUGGGGUGCCGAGGGACUCUAGGCAACCGUCCAUUCGGAUGUACCUAGCCGUCACAAAGCUUUAUUUGAGCGAAUUAUUUUUUCACUUUAGGAGACACGAACGAGUUUGUUUCUGUUUCAAGCGUGUGUGCGAUGUGCUGUUUAUUUAUCAGCCUGGGGCUGCACGGGCGGCCCCGGACCCGUAGGGGUGCAGGUCCCGAGCCUGGUCCUCUCCUGGGGAUGCCACCACCACCCUUGUCGGGCAUCUCUCCUGCACUCCCAGAGCUCUGUCCAGACUCCGUUAUAACUGGAAAUUGUCACCGCAGUGGGAUCCCAGAGCCCCAGACGGCACCGCCUCCCCCGACUUUAAUGUGAAUUUGACUGAUGAAUGAGGAGCGUUUCUAAUAAAGUGUGUUGUUCAGUC
Molecule: messenger RNA, 2854 nt
Organism: Herpailurus yagouaroundi (jaguarundi)
Lineage: Eukaryota; Metazoa; Chordata; Mammalia; Carnivora; Felidae
Gene: SPSB4
Product: splA/ryanodine receptor domain and SOCS box containing 4
Exons: 3
Coding region: 779-1600 (273 amino acids)
Biological process (GO): intracellular signal transduction; proteasome-mediated ubiquitin-dependent protein catabolic process
Cellular component (GO): SCF ubiquitin ligase complex
Molecular function (GO): protein binding
Source: RefSeq, a predicted model, not a curated record